AUGACUGCCUCAACCCUGAAAAGCGGAGUCCCCGAAUGUACUCAGCCUGGUGAGCAGGAUGUGAAGAUAUCGAGCCACAGUGAUCUUGGUAAGAUUGGUAGCAUCACAGCUGGGGAGGAUAUCCAGCACAGCAAGGCAGAGGAGAAAUCCCUUCUCCGCAAGAUUGAUUGGAACAUUCUCCCACUUCUGACCAUCUCCUACCUCCUCCAAUUUCUUGACAAGACUAGCUUGGGAAACACGGGAGUUAUGGGUAUUAUCGCUGAUACUAAACUCGUUGGGCAGGAGUUUUCGUGGCUCAGCAGCGUCUUUUACUUCGGCUAUCUUGCUGCAAGCUAUCCGAUGAGCGUUGCCUUUGUGAAAUUUCCGCUUGCUAAAGUACUCUCGAUCUCAGCUGUUUUGUGGGCAAUCACCCUUGGCUGCCAUGGUGCCGCGCAAAAAUUUGCAGGACUUGUCGUACUUCGAAUCUUCCUUGGUGCCUUCGAGAGUGCCAUCAGCCCUGGGUUCAGUCUAAUGACUGGAAUAUGGUACGAUGCUCUCUACCUUGCAUUCUCAUCAACAGAGGCCUCUCUUUCUAUCCUAAAAGAAAUCUGGCUCUUCAUUAUCCUAGGCGUUAUCACAUUCCUGUGGGGCCUAGUGCUACUUGUCUUUCUCCCGGAUACGCCUCUAACGGCACGGUUCCUAAAUUCCGAAGAACGGAAGCUUGCAGAGGCCCGUCCCCAGAAGAAGCAACACAGCUUCAAAGAUACUAAAUGGGAGAAGGCUCAAUUUAUCGAAGCUAUGAUUGAUCCAAAAACGUGGAUGAUUUCUGUCAUCAUAGGUGUUGGUUCUCUUGCCAACGGUGUUGUAGCAAAUUUUGGAUCUUUGAUCAUAACCAGUCUUGGCUUUGAUACUUUGACGACACUUCUGUUCAAUCUUCCCGGCGCAGGAGUAAGUUUGGUAGCCGUAGUUACCCUCGCAGGCAUAUCUUCUCGAGUUCGACGCUCCCGUAUCAUUCUCUGUAUAGUUUCAUGGAUAAUCACUAUUGUCGGGAUUCUGCUAAUCCGACAACUGCCAACAUCAAACAAAUAUGGUCGUCUCGUCGGUGCAUGGCUUAUGAACUCUUUCGCUGCAUCCUUCCCGCUCCUUCUCAGCUUACUAGCCAGUAAUGUCACCGGCUUCACCAAAAAGACCACCGUUCAGGCUCACUUCUUCAUCGUUUACUGUGCUGGUAAUAUUGCUGGACCACAGCUCUUCAUUGAAAAGGAGGCACCACACUACCUGACGGCUUACAAUGGCUGUCUCGGCUCACUUGCCGUAGCCAUUGGUCUCGCUGUAAUCUUGAGAUUUUACUUAGACUGGGAGAACAAGCGCCGUGACAAGGAGCAGGGUGUGUACAUUGAUCCCGAGGCCAUUGAUAUUUUCGAGCACGACUUGGAUGAUAUGAUGCUGGCAAGGGUGAUCCAGACAGACUGGGAGAACAGAAGCUUCAGAUACUACCUCUAG
Messenger RNA from Penicillium expansum, 1482 nucleotides. RefSeq names its product Major facilitator superfamily domain, general substrate transporter. Gene Ontology annotation, cellular component: plasma membrane. Bases 1 to 1482 code for a protein of 493 amino acids. The record is from RefSeq and is a predicted model, not a curated record. Gene Ontology annotation, biological process: transmembrane transport; allantoate transport; tripeptide transport. The transcript has 7 exons. Gene Ontology annotation, molecular function: allantoate transmembrane transporter activity; dipeptide transmembrane transporter activity. Lineage: Eukaryota; Fungi; Ascomycota; Eurotiomycetes; Eurotiales; Aspergillaceae.